AAUGCCCAUGUAAUGUAAAGAUUCGCUUCCCCAAAUCCCUCUUUUCCCAUUCUUUCGAGGUCCCAGCACCACUUUCCCGCCAAACCCAGCUCCUUAUAUCACCAUACCCUCCAUAAAACCUCUCUCUCUUUCUUCAAAAAGGCAUCCAAAUUACUCCCUACACUCGUGCGCAUACUCUAUAGAGAGAGAGAGAGAGAGAGAUGAAGGGAACGUCGAAGGUCAUUAUGGGAGCAACGCUGGUGAUGGCAGGCAGCCUCGCCAUCGUCCUGGGCCUCGUCCUGGUUCUCCUGGCCGAGCUCUACUGCUCCCUUCUGCUUCGCCGGCGCAGGCUCCAGAAGACCGCCGCCACCUCGGACGCCCCGGUCUCCGCCCCUCCCGCCGCUAGCCCCUUUGCCGACCCUCCGCUGCGCACUUUCUCUCGGCAGCUUCUACGCGCAGGGCGUCCUCGAUGCCCCCGCAGCCUCCUGUUCCCCGCGGUUUCCCACGACGACGGCCAAACGGAGCUGAAGACGAAGCUGAGCCCCCGCCAAAUCGGUCUCGCCGCCGCCGCCGCCGCUUCUUCCCCGAAUUUCGCCUCCGUCGGCGUGACGCAGCACGUUCAGAACUUUCCCGUGCGGGGGAGUUGUAACUACGGGAAUGCGCUCGAACAUUUGGUUUACAUAUCGAACCCCAUCUACGACGACGACGGGAACCGCCCGAAUCGGCUAGCGAGCACUCCGUUCGAGACUCCGGACUCGUCGCCAUCGAGGUUAGAGGCCGGGGCUUCUUCCAGCGGCGACGACGACGACGACGGGAACGACAUUGAAGCGGCGGCCGAACCAUCGUCCAGACAAAGUCCCGUCACCCCGCCAUUGACCCCGAUGAAGAAACUCCCCGCUCAGGCCUGCUCUGUUCCAUUGAGAGAUGCAGGGUCUCUGUGCACAUCGGGGAGCGAAUCUCAUUCCCGAAGCAUCAAUGGCCUCUCGUUCUCAUCCGCCGGAACCCCAUCUACUUCUCCUUCGUGGUAGUCUAGUUUCAGUUUAGUUUAGGUCACUACAUUUUCACUACAUUUUCUGCAAACAAAACAUGUAGAAAUCCGCAAGAAAAUCUGCUCUGUUCUCGAACCUUCUGGAGUUGGGUGCCAUGUGCAUUAGCAAAGUGAUGGUCAAUGGAGGGUGGGUUUUCGCUACUUUCUUUCUUUUGCAGGCAUGAUGCACAUUGGGCUCGCCCACCUAAGCCACGCCUGUACUGACUGAAACUGCUCUGUUUUCUUUCCCUUGUUGCGAUUGUUUCCUCCUUUUCUUUUUCUUUCGUGGAUAUCUCCUCCAUGAA
Messenger RNA from Eucalyptus grandis, 1311 nucleotides. RefSeq lists its product as uncharacterized. The record is from RefSeq and is a predicted model, not a curated record. Lineage: Eukaryota; Viridiplantae; Streptophyta; Magnoliopsida; Myrtales; Myrtaceae. The transcript has a single exon. Bases 201 to 1007 code for a protein of 268 amino acids.